Messenger RNA from Zophobas morio, 1190 nucleotides. Its product is annotated as putative gustatory receptor 28b. The record is from RefSeq and is a predicted model, not a curated record. Bases 1 to 1161 code for a protein of 386 amino acids. NCBI's taxonomy places the organism in Eukaryota, Metazoa, Arthropoda, Insecta, Coleoptera, Tenebrionidae. The transcript is spliced from 2 exons. Gene Ontology annotation, biological process: sensory perception of taste; chemosensory behavior; male courtship behavior. Gene Ontology annotation, cellular component: axon; neuronal cell body; dendrite.
AUGAACGAAAAAGUUUCCCAAAAACUCUUAAAUUCAAUCAGACCUCUCCUCCUCCAAAGCAGAAUUUUCGGUCUGACGACGUUCAACGAAAAAAAUUUCAAUCAAUCAAAACUACACACCUUUUUCAACAUUGUAUUAGUUGUACUAUACUUACCUGCGAUUUUUUACUGCAUUUACGCUACCGCUAUCCAAAUAAAUUUCGUAAUUUACAAAGCCACCAACAUAAUAAUUUUAGUAGCCAACGCAAUUUACGUGGCCACUACUUGGAUCUGUGCCAUCACAAACGGCAACCUACUCAUCGAUUUUUUGUCAAGAUUAAUCGACUUCGACACCAAAAUCCAAACGAUGGGUAUCCGCUUGAAUUACAAAAAAAGCCACAAGAAAAUAAUAACGCAAAUUUUGGUUAGAUACACCAUCAUCGUUGUUAACGUCGCAGGUUUAGCCUACCUUGCCUUGGAAAAUGACGCCGACAUGGUAGUAGAAUCAAUGGCGUACUUCUUAAUCGCCGUAAACUCAGCUGUGUGUCACUUAACCUCCACCCUCGUGCUACAACUGAAAGUCCGAUUCAUCAUUCUUAACCGCCAAAUCGGCAAUUUAAUCGAAUGUUUCCACAAAAACCAGUCCAAAUGUUUGAAAUUCAACACAAUGGAGCACCUCUUCACUCUCAAUAAAAUCUGCGCUCUACACCACCACUUGUCGAAACUCGUCAAACUUUUCAACGACAUUUUCGGUUUAGUUCUCUUGCUCAUGUUCGGUGUGAGCUUCGUCGUUAUCGUGAUUUCGAUCUUCUACCUCACUUCGACUCUACAGUCUACAGUGGUCACUGUUUCCGACGUUUUCAACUCGUUGUUGUCCAACGCCACUUUCAUUAUUAACACGGUGUACGUCUGCGACGUGUGCUAUUCGACGGUGGAAGAAGUGAACAAAACCGGCGAACUCAUCCACAAAAUAGACACAGAAGACCGCGACGUUCGCGACGAAAUCGAAAUGUUUUCUUUGCAGAUCGCCAACGAGCAAGUGGAGUUCAACGCUGCUGGGUUUUUCCCGAUUAACUACACUCUAGUGUUUUCUAUCGUCGGAGGGGUCACCACUUACAUCAUAAUAUUAAUCCAAUUGUCGAGUAGUCUUGCGAACGCUGAGGCGGAAAGCUACGGGAUGUAAACAGAUUAAAAUAAAUAUAUUGAUUUUUU